Haliotis rufescens (red abalone) is the source of this 6876-nucleotide messenger RNA. RefSeq names its product neurofilament heavy polypeptide-like. Gene Ontology annotation, biological process: regulation of transcription by RNA polymerase II. The record is from RefSeq and is a predicted model, not a curated record. The coding region runs from base 150 to 3947 and encodes 1265 amino acids. The transcript has 3 exons. Gene Ontology annotation, cellular component: chromosome. Lineage: Eukaryota; Metazoa; Mollusca; Gastropoda; Lepetellida; Haliotidae. Gene Ontology annotation, molecular function: chromatin insulator sequence binding.
AUGGCAUAGCCAAGCCGGCUAAAGGGAAAAAAUGCUGACCUAGAGUGUUGCUGCAUAAAUUUCCUUCAAAUCGGGGCUCUAUCGAAUUGGACUGUUGAAACAUAUUUACACGGAAACCGUCCUGGAAUGACAAGACUCACUGGUUGAGGAUGGAAAAUCAACCACAACCGAUGGAAGGGGAGACCAAUGCUGGUGGCUAUGGUGAUGGUGCCCAGCUCAUGGAUGCAGUUGUCCUACAAACUCAAGAGAUGCCCAAGACGCUGAUGCAGGGCGACACUGGGACUGAAACACAACAGUUCAUGAUUGUAGACCAAAAUGGAGCUGAAGCCCAGCAAAUAAUUCUAGAGACCACACAGCCCAGUGCUAUAGGAGCAGCUGCACAAGCAGCGUUUGGCACAGCCACAAGCGUAGCCUUGGCAUCUGGAGAUGGGAGUGUUAGUAUCAUUCAGGGUGGAUCUUCCCUUGAUAACCAAGCUGCUGCUGAAGCUAUCCUUCAAUUAGAUCAACAGCAGCAAGGUGAGGUUGUUCAGAUGGUUAUACCUGAGGGAGCUCAAAUUGUUGAGAAUCAAGGUCAGGUUCAGAUUGUUACCACAGAAGCUGGAACCGGAAGACAGUAUAUUCAUGAUCCACAUACCGACACAAUCACCAUUAUCCAGAACCCCUCAUCUAGUCAACAGGACUUGUUUACAGGCUCUCAAGUAGUAACAGAGCAAACUGUUAUCCAAACGGGAGCUCAAACAGAGGAAUUAGAAGAGGAAGAUGGCGAAACUAGAAUUAUUAGUUUAGAAGAAGAAGCAGUCGAAGAUGAGGCUGAGGUGGAAACACCAUUCACAGCUGAAAGUCAGGAGGAGGUUUCCAAACGCCAACCAGUUAUAGAAGAAACAAUAGUGAAAGAAACAUAUGUUCCUCUUCAGGAAGGAGAUGGCGCUUUAGUUGAAACAAAGGAUGACCAGUCUGUUGAAGGAAAGAGCUCUGGUCAAGAGACACUAGAGAAAACGGUGCAGUCACAGACCAAAGCAUCUAUACAAGAAAUUGAUCAAAAUGCAGAAACGCAGAAAAUUGAUACUGAAGAUGGUAUUGCUGAUGAAAAUCAAGCAGUUGAUGAUGAAGCUGAAACUGAAGCCAAAGAAACAGAAGUUGCAGAACCAGAAGCUGUUCCUGAGAAGACAGUUGAAGAAACAACACCCAGAAGAAGAGGCCGUCCUGCGAAAAAGGUCGAGGAGCCUAAGGCAAAUGAUGUUCCUGAAGAGACUACUAGUCCAGAGAAAAGACGCAGAGGAAGACAAAAAUCUGAAGACACACCUGUUGAACCUGAACCAGAGAAAAAAGGAAGAGGUCGACCAAAGAGAGAAGUAAAAGAAAGUGAACCAGAGCCAGAAACUCCACCAGCUGAAGAGGUAGCCACUCCAAAGAGAAGAGGAAGACCACGAAAAGAUACAACCGAAACCCAAGAAAUUGAAAUCCCACAAGAAAAGUCCCAAGAACCUGCACAGACAGAGGAAACUUCAACUCCAAGAAGAGGAAGAGGCAGACCCCGUAGAGAUACAACAGAGACUCAAGCAGUUGAAACACCAAGUAAGGAUACUCCGACUGAAGGUAAAGGAAAGAGGGGUAGACAAAAAAAGGAAACUGCUCCAGAACCUGAAGAGGAAGAGGAAACCCCCAAACGAGGCAGAAAAAAGCAAGGGGAAGAUGAAAGUAAAUCUGUUCAAUUAUUAACAAAGAUCAUUCCUCAUGAUGUAGAGGAUGUACCUGCCAAAAGAAGCAGAGGAAGGCCCCGAAGGGAAGAGCUGGUUCAAGUGAUUGUUACAGACACUGGUGUGGAAACUGAUGAGGAAACCCAACCACAGGUGGAGGAAGGAAGAAGUCAAAGAAGAUCAGGACGGGCAUCUAAAGAGCAAGUUGCUGAGCAAUCUGCUCAUGUCACCCGAAAAAUGCUUCAAGAAGAUGAACAACAGGAUACUCCUUUGAAGAGAGGCAGAGGAAGACCCAAAUCAACUGAUUCUGCGCCAUCAAGUGCCCAGAAAAAGGCUCCAACACCAUCUGCAGAAGUGGAGGAACCAGAUGAAACACCAAGAAGGGGUGGAAGAAAGAGAACCAGAGAUGCUGAUGAACCAGAGGCUACUGAGGUUGCAACUCCAACAACUCCUGCAAGAAAGAAAGCAAAGGGUCAGGAGAGUGUUAAGCAAGAACCUUUGGAAAUGGAAGUAGAAGAAGAAAUAGAAGAAGAACUAGAAGAAGAAGAAGAGGAGGAGGAGGGGAUAUUGGAAGAGGAAGAAGAAGAAGGUAUUGUGGUAGUUCCUGAGAUACAUGAAACAAGCCAGUCUGUAGGAACAGGGAUGCAAGAUACAGAAACAGUUCAUGUUCAAACUCCAAGACAGCAUUCUGUGGAAACAGGCACUACUCCAAUUACACCAGAGAGAGGCAGGAGAGACUUUGAUGACCUUGCAGGAGCAUCCAAUGACAUAUAUGACAUUGAUCAGAUUGACGAAGAUGAAUAUGACGAAGAUCAUCUUAAGUCCUCAACUCAGGCAACACAGACUCCCAUAACUGCUCACUUUGUUGAGGUUGAGACAAUUUAUGAAUCUCCGGGAAGAAGGUCUGUACAAACACAAACUGAUCCACGAUUAAAGAAGAAAAAGUUUGGCCCUCUUAAUAUAGAUGCAGAAACAGAUCCUUUGAUGGAUGAAGAUGAAGAAAGUCCCAGGAGGAGACGGAGGAGGGAAGAUGACAUUAGUUUGUUUGAAGAUACUGAGCCAAGGAGAAAAUCCAUCAAGAGAAAUACGGAGGAAGCUUUGAAAUGUCCAUUCUGCGACCGAGCAUUUAUUGGCCUGGUGAAGCACAUCAAGAGUAAGCAUAAAGAUGAGCCUGACUUCGAUGAAGAAAUGAGAAAUGCUAAAUGGAGAGAAAGGAUCAUGAAGGUGUCCACUCAAGGUGUUGAUGACUCUGGUGAAACCUGUGGAGAAUGUGGGAAAGUCACCAAGAACAUGAAACGGCACAUGGAAUUGCACCAGCAGAACCGAAUGCAGAUUCCUUGUCCUAUCUGUGGAAAGGUUGUCCUUAAGACAGGAAUGAGCUCUCACAUGCGCACAGUUCAUUCUGGGAGAAAGCCUUACAAGUGUCCCCACUGUGACUAUACCUCAGCAUUCCGAGGCAACCUGAACACUCACAUCAAGGGCAUGCAUCUCCAUACCAGACAGUAUCUCUGCAAUACAUGCAAAGCUGCGUUCAAGACGCUAGGAGCUUUGAUUGGUCACACAAAACGUGUCCAUGAAGGCUGGAAAUCCCCAAAUCAGAAGAUUUUCAUUUGCUCAGUUUGCGAGAAAAGAUUCACGAAAAAAUACCAUGUGGAUCGUCACAUGCUUAUCCACACUGGAGAGAAGCCUCACAAAUGCAAUGACUGUGGACGAUGUUUCAACAACAAAUCCAACCUUAUGUCUCACAUUCAGCUGGUUCACAAGAAGCUCUCCCCAUACAUGUGUGACAUGUGUCACGAGACCUUCAAACGUAAAAAGCUCCUUCUGGAACACAUCGGAAAAGUACAUGUUGCUCACGGAGAAGCUGCCAAGGCCAUGCAGGCUUACAUCAAGAAGAUCGAGGAGGAGGUGCCGGAUGAUCCAGAAGAGGCAUCAGCCAUGGAGCAGACUAUUACCCUCACCCAAGAAGGGGAAGAUGGCGAGGAUGGAACUACGACAGUUUACACUGCAGUGGGUGAUGGCACUUAUGCCACUGUGGUCAAUGAUGCCACCCAGAUGCUUCAGGGCCAGGCGUUCACUACCCUCCAGACUGAGGGAGGUCAGGAAACCAUCAUCAUCGUCCAGGCUGCCGAUCCAAAUGAAGUUACCCAUGCUAUUGUCGAGCAAGAUGGUCCUGUACAAUUUGCCAUGCAGCCAACAGCCGAUGAUCCAAAUGCUGCUACAACUAUAUACACAACAAUGCAAAACUAGGAGUAUGGUGAUCAAAGAAGAUACUACCGUUGGCUGAAUGUUGCUGGAGAAAUGAAUUUAUCGCUAUGGCGAUGAAAUGAAAUUGAUUGUGUUCUUGGAUGUCUACAUCUGUGACUGACCCAAGCCAUCAGCUUGUGUAAAUGUGAUGAGGAACAACUAACUUGUCGGGAGAACCAGGGGACAUCCUAAUAAACACACGUGAUCUGAUCUAGGCCAUUGAGAGGACACAACAGUGUGCCACUUAUGGGGUGAAGGAACAGGAGUGUCCUGUUGUAUAUUCUCAUUUCUAACGUGAACGUUAGACUUGUACGACUGUACAAGCAGUAAAAAGCUAAACUAUGAUUCAGUGUACUGAUUUUACCGAAAGUGGUAGUUUCAAGCCUCUUUAUGACCAUGGUAGAUCAAAAGAGAGUGUCUAGUCCAGUCAUUUAAAACCACCAUAACAUGUGUAUUUUGGAUUUUCUUGUGUGGAAAACAAUUGUUCACUGAUGGAAUAGAAUGAAGGAACACAUUGAAAAAAAAAGUAAUGUGCUUCUGUAUAAAUGUUCCAUUUGAAAUUAAGUGCCCAGUUUGUAAAGACAUUGCCCAAAGUGGAUAUCUUCAGUAUGUAUAUAUGUGUGUGCACGCACAUGCACACACACAAAACAGUAAUAUCAUUACAAGCAAAUGCUCACCUCUGAAACUGUUCCUUUAUUUAAUUCCAUUGGCAGACAGAACACUACAUGAACACAAACCGAUUAAAUGCCCAUGUAAAAAAAGCUGAAAUAAAUACCUGAGUAUGGAAGAUGUAGCCAGUAGACAUGGUAGCACCAGUAGUUAAAAGUGGGCAGUGAGUUGCUGUUGUCUUGAGAUGUCAGUCACAUAUAAUUUGUAAAGAAGUUUGACGUGUUGUCUUCAGUUUAUUAUGCUUUUGAACACUAACGAGACAUUAUCUCAAAACUUGCAUUUGCUCGAUCUUAUUUGUAUUAAUAUUCCCUUUCAAAAACUUGUUUAUUGUGUUAUUCAAACUAGUUACUGUGAAUAACUGAACAUGCACAGCUUCACUUGUAUCAUAGCAUCCAUCACAGACAAUUGACCUGUUAUUUUCCUGAUAAUUGGCUUUGAAUGUAAAUAGAAUUGUUAUUGUUACAAAAUGUAAUUAUCUGUUUUAGGAACACCUGUUUUACUUGUUUUGGGUAAAUGUAUGUGUACAAGUCUUAUUCAGACACAAAUACUUUUGAGAUUAUGUUGAAAUUGAAUAUUCAUGCUCUUUUAUGGUGUUAAUUUGUUUCAUUCAAUUUAAUCAAGUAAAUUGAAUUAUUGUAGCAGUCAGCCUUCGAUAUCAAAGUUUAAAAAAAGUAAAAUUUCAAAAACCUUAGAAGUCCAUUUGAAAAGAUUUAGUGGGAGAAGGUAAUUUCCAACAUUGCUUCAGUGUUUUAUUUACACUGAUGACAGCCAGGAAUAUUGUGUUCUUAAAGGGGGAAACGGUGAAGUGGUACAAAAUAAUGAAUGCAAUAAUUCACUCAAGCUUUACAGCAACACAUAUUUUUGUGUCAAAUUGUAACAAUCACAGGAUUACUUUUUUUGUUCUUUCUUUUUUUUCUUUUUUUUUGGAUGACACAAUCUUUAAUGGUGUAUUUUAGCUGAAUGUUAGACAUAUUGGUAAUGACCUAAAUUGUGUGGGUUUUUACAUUACUAAUAAACACUAUUAUGAUUAAGCCUAUACCAUUGUACACACAGCUGGGUUUCAUUUUCCCAAAUAGAUAUCAAAUGACUUCCUGGAGACCUACCAGAUUUUUCAGAGAGGUAGAAACACAAAUGAUUUACAUGUUGGAGCCUUGGAUGCAACUGGAAGUAUAAGACACCAAGAGGGCUUCAUUAUGAAAGAUAUUGUGAUCCCAAUAUGUUUUAUGUAAAUAGCACAAGAGCCUUUUUCAUAAAGUUACUUUUUCAGUGGGAAGAAAAAUAUCCUCCCUUUCUGUGUAUGGUACAGUAACAACAAUAAAUGAAAUGUAUGGUCAAAUAUGACGUUAAAUUUUGAGGCACUUUAAAAACACCUUAGUAUUAAAAAAUUCAGCUGAUGUCAGGAGACAUGCUAAAAAUGAAAUGUGUUUCUAAGAUAUUUGUAUGUCAAGUCAUCUUUGUUGAUGUGUUCGAUUUAAACUUUGGGAGGGGGGAGGGUACCCGGGGGUACAGUCAUCUUUGGUGCUGCAAUUUGAUGUGCAGAGUUGUGUCCCUUUGGCACACCAGAAACCAGUGAACAUGAGUUCGAAUCCUGGUUUGUCCCGACUGGGUUUCUAGGUUUGUCAGCACCAUACCCAUGCUCAGGUUUUCGCAAAAGUUGUAAACAUAUGAGACCUGCAUUUCUUCUGGCUUUCCUCCAACAUCAAGCUGACAGCCCGUGAUAUAACUUGAAUACUAUUUAAGAGGUGUUGAAACACUCUCUCACUCAAUCUUAUCAUUCCUGAUUAAUAAGCUAUUGCAUGUCCUACAUAUUUGUGUAAUUUUCAUGGAGUAUUUCUUUUAAGGCUUUUGAUUUCAGAUGAAAGAUUCUGUCAAGCAUGAGUACUUACUAUCAUUGUGUAUCCCAUUUUAAAAUCAUUUGUAAUACAAUAUUUCAUCUGAUGUGGUUGAAGCGAAUGUGUGAAGAAUGUUUUAUGUAUGCACUAGAGUGACUGAAUGGAGUCCAACACCUUCACAGGCAAUGGAACAACAGAUGAAGUAUCAUUUUGGCUAUCCAUGGGAUGUGCAGUGAAAGUUGUCAGUUAGGUAUCUGCAUGGGAAUAACCAACUUGAACUUUAGUGAUGUUGCUGAUUUCCAAAUAAUGAACAAUGUAAGACAUUCUUCAUGAAGGUCUCAAUUGAAUUUAUGUCAAAUAAUUUUGCUAUAGUUGCCAGCCCUGUACAAAAUCUGCAAGUCCACCAGUAAUAAAGCUUCAAGUGAAAUAUC